AUGGAAGGUUUAAUAUGUAUAAUAUAUUUUUUUAUGAAUGGACCACGAGGAGUUCACGCAGGAUUGAUAACUGCGUUGGAUAAACGUAAAACUACUAGUGACGAUGUUUUGGUAAUAGUUGAUGUACCCUUGGAACCUAAUUGUUCACAACCAAUUUGCCUAGGACCACUGUCUCAAAUUUAUUGUUCCGGGAAACUAAUUCACACAACGUGGAUGUUUGGAAUGCAAGAAACAUGCCCUGGUAAUAUGAUGCGUAAAUCACCAGAACUUAUUUUGGAAUUGUUUACUAAUCUCACUUAUCCAUUAAAACGUGAACAAUUUCAAAAUUUUUGUACCGAAAACUUUGCUAACAUAAGUUAUCUCAAACAAGCAACUUUGGUAGAUUGGACUGAGGAGCCCGAAAAUAUAAGACGAUUGCAGGACGCUGCAUUAAAGAAGUUUGCUCGAAAACUGAAUGAGUUAUGGAAAGUGUUGGCACGAGAAUUCAUAGAAGAAGUACAUAAAACUCCUGAGUUAUUCCCAAUUUUGCCUGUUUCAAAUGCAUUCAUCGUACCUGGUGGCUCGUUUCAGAUAUAUUUUUACUGGGAUUCGUAUUGGAUCAACAAAGGAUUGUUAUUUUCAAAUAUGUCAACAACUGCUCGUCAAAUCCUUGAAAAUUUGGCCAAUGUUGUACGGUUUCAUGGAUUUAUUCCAAAUUCGGGCAGUGUGCAAUUGUCUCGAAGAAGUCAUCCUCCACUAUUUACGCAAAUGGUCGCGGAUUAUUAUGAUGCUACCGGUAAUAAAACUCUGCUAAAAGAGAUGAUACAGUGGAUGGAUCAAGAGAUGUUAUGGUGGGCAAAAAACCGAGCACUUGAUGUUGAGUUGCCAUCUGGUCAGAAGUAUCAAAUGUAUCAGUAUAAGGCUUUGUCCACGUGCCCACGUCCAGAAAACUACUUAAUCGAUCUGAAUAAUGGAUUAAAAGGCACGGGACAUCCCGAAUUUAUUUGGUCGUCAAUUGCAAGUGCUUGUGAAUCCGGAUUAGAUUUUAGCACAAGGUGGUUUGCACAUCAAGGGAAAUAUUCUGACACCAAAUAUUCGAUCCGGACCAAUGAUAUUAUCCCUGUUGAUUUGAACGUAUUUAUGGCUUGGAAUUUUGCUACUCUUACUAAUUUCCAUGAAAUACUUGGAAGACCCAAAAAGGCAUCUGAAUAUCGUGAACUUCACAAGAGAUUACGUAAAGCAGUGGAUGAGGUUUUCUGGAGUGAAGAUUACGGGGCGUGGUUUGAUUAUGAUUUAAUGGAGCGAAAACUGAGGAGCGGCUUUUACCCGUCUAAUGUUUUUCCACUCCUACUCGGUAGCUAUGGUGCACGCAUAACAAAAAAGGUGCUUAACUAUUUACUCGGAAGUGGCAUUCCGGUGAGUUUAAAUAAUGCUUCGCACGAGCAGUGGGAUUAUCCAAAUGGUUGGCCACCACUCACACACUUGUUUGUGGAAAGUUUGCGGUUAUCAAGAGAUGAAAAACUUGUUAAAAUAGCUGAGAAAUCAGCUUGGAAGUUUAUUCGCACUGCUUAUAAUGGAAUGAUGAAUCCGAAAAAGGGCAUGCCAGCAGCAUGUUGGGAGAAGUACGAUAUUCGAUACGACGAUGGUAGGCCUGGCUCAGGUGGCGAAUAUCCUGUACAACAAGGUUUUGGAUGGACAAAUGGUGCCCUGCUUGAUCUCAUUUACAAAUACGGAAUUCCUAGUCAUACAGUUUCUAGCACGGAGUCAAUAAACUCAUAUAAAUUAUCUACGAAUGGGAAACAGUUCGUUUUCUUGGCUGUUAUAUUAUUUGGAUCAUUAAUACUUUGGUUACUGACAGUUUUUAUGUUUCUCUUGAAGAAAUUUUCCAAUAUUAAAGAUGAAGAAGUACAACUUGUUGAAGCAGUUCGUCUUCUUGAUAAUGAAUGGUAA
Cercopithifilaria johnstoni is the source of this 1929-nucleotide messenger RNA. Lineage: Eukaryota; Metazoa; Nematoda; Chromadorea; Rhabditida; Onchocercidae. The record is from the annotation of a GenBank genome assembly.